Panonychus citri (citrus red mite) is the source of this 4415-nucleotide messenger RNA. Its product is annotated as lysine-specific demethylase 5D-like. The transcript has 12 exons. Gene Ontology annotation, biological process: chromatin remodeling. Gene Ontology annotation, molecular function: histone demethylase activity; DNA binding. NCBI's taxonomy places the organism in Eukaryota, Metazoa, Arthropoda, Arachnida, Trombidiformes, Tetranychidae. Bases 245 to 3301 code for a protein of 1018 amino acids. Gene Ontology annotation, cellular component: nucleus. The record is from RefSeq and is a predicted model, not a curated record.
CUUGGUAGCCAUUUAAAAAUAAGACUAAACAUUAAUGUCCAAUUUUUGUGUUUCAUUUUUAUCGAUAAUCUUUUAAAACAAUAAGUGUAAUUUAUUAAUUUGGUUUAAUUAGAUGUUAAUCAACUCAUUUUAACUCUUCCUGGAAUUGUGUUUAUCAGGAGAAAACCAAAAAUAAAUAAAAACCGAAAAUUGAUUUGACAAAGGGUUUGAUUACACACAUAGUGUAAUAAUCCAGGCAUUUUGGAUGGGACCAGGAACAGAAUUCAUUGCACCAGCCGAGGCACCCAUAUUUCGUCCAUCAGAAGAGGAUUUUAUCAAAGGUCCGCUCGAGUAUAUUUCUAAAAUAAGACCAUUAGCUGAAAAACAUGGAAUCUGUAAAAUCAUACCACCCCCUUCUUUUCAACCUCCAUUUGCGGUUGAUGUUGAAAAAUUUCGAUUCACCCCGAGGGUUCAACGACUAAAUGAAUUGGAAGCACAGACACGGGUUAAAUUAAAUUUUUUGGAACAAAUAAUCAAAUAUUGGGAUUUACAGGGAACCUUGACCAAAGACAAAGUUAAGGGAGCACCUUUUAAAUUACCGACAGUUGAAAGGAAAGUUCUUGAUCUCUACUCGUUACAUAAAGUUGUCGCAGAAGAAGGAGGCUUUGAAACAUGUACAAGAGAAAGAAAAUGGUCCAAAGUUGCAAGUCGCAUGAAUUUUAACUUAAAUCCCAACAAUAAGGGUACAAUAUCAUCUCUAUUACGUCAACACUACGAGCGCAUCUUAUAUCCAUUCGAUGUAUUCCUUAGUGGUGCCACAAUUGGCGGUGAUCUUAAAAUCCCUGGAGUCAAAGUUACUCAUGAUAUCAAACCAAAUGUUGACAAUUCUAAUAAUAAUAACAAUAAUAAUAAUGGAACACUCAAUGAAGGAACACCAAUCACCGUGGAAUUUGAAAAGCCUAAAAUAAAGACAGAACCUGUUAAUUUAGAAUCAAAUGAUGGUGAUUGUUUAAAAUCUACUUUUAUCUUGGACAAAGAAGGUUCUUCUCAUGGUAUUAGUAACUCUGAAGAAUCUUGCAUGUCGUCCUUUAAAGGACCUUCACCUUUACCACCACCAUCAACUCCAACCUCUGUACCCUCAGGUCCAAUCAUUAACAAAAAUCUUAAAGUGGAAAAAGAAAGUAAACAAUUACGGACAUCUCCACGUCGAGUUGGAAGACCAAUAACUUAUAAUUUAAAUGUUGACCUAAGCAGACAGGCUCGACUUAAUGGUCGACCUGAUGGUGCUCCUAAUUCUCGUAUAAGUGAUUUUAAUGAAGACGAAACAACCGAUUGUGAAGAAUCUAAAGAUGAAGAAGAAGAGGAAGAUAAACAUGAGCCGAUUCAACUUCGACCAUCACCUAGAAGGCUUGCUCAUCGAAUGCAAACUCAACAAGGACAAAGGCGUAGAACUAGUUAUCCAAGGGUGGACAAAGGUCUGUUUUCUUGUCCUUUUUCAGAAUUACAAAGACUACAAGUAUAUGGAGCUGGACCUAAGAUGCCUGGUUUCUCAUCUCAAGACUCAUCAAAGACUAAAACUCAGGAUAAGAAUGGAAAAGAAAUCACCAAUGGAAAAAAUCAAAUUUGCACUCUUUGUAAUGAAAAUACAUUCUCCCAUCAAUUGCUUAGGUGUGCGGGUUGUGAUCACUUAUUUCACCUUUACUGUCUUAUUCCUCCUCUUAACAAUAUGCCGACGGGUGUUUGGCAUUGUCCCCGUUGUGUAGCCUCCUUUGUACAAAAUCAGCCACAACCAUUUACACAUGAGUUCGGCUUCGCCCAAAGUCAACGAGAUUAUACAUUAGCUGAUUUUGGUGAAAUGGCAGACCAAUUUAAAGCGGACUAUUUCCGUUUACCACCACAUAUGGUUCCACUAUCUCGAGUAGAAAAAGAAUUUUGGAGACUUGUGUCCUCCAUGGAUGAAUCAGUUACAGUUGAAUAUGGAGCUGAUCUCCACACCAAUGAUUUCGGCUCAGGUUUUCCGACUAAAAAGUCAAAAUUCAUCUCACCAGCAGAUCUUGAAUAUAUUGAUCAUCCUUGGAAUCUCAACAAUUUACCUAUUCUCGAAGGAAGUGUUUUCAAAUAUAUCAAUUCAAAUAUUAGUGGAAUGAUAGUUCCAUGGAUAUAUGUUGGCAUGUGUUUCUCAACAUUUUGCUGGCACAAUGAGGAUCAUUGGUCCUAUUCAAUUAACUACCUCCAUUGGGGCGAAGCCAAAACUUGGUAUGGAGUCCCUGGUGAUGCUGCUGAAAAAUUCGAAGACGCAAUGAAACAAGUAGCUCCCGAACUUUUCGAUUCACAACCUGAUCUCUUACACCAACUUGUGACGAUAUGUAAUCCAAAUAUUCUGAUGAAAUCUGACGUACCUAUUUAUCGGACAAAUCAACAAGCCGGCGAAUUUGUGGUUACAUUUCCACGAGCGUAUCACGCUGGUUUUAAUCAAGGAUUAAAUUUAGCUGAAGCUGUUAAUUUUGCGCCAUCUGAAUGGAUAUCAAUGGGCAGAAUUUGUGUAGAUCACUAUGCUAUGCUUCAGCGUUAUCCCGUUUUUAGUCACGAUGAACUUAUAUGUAGAAUGGCGUUUAUAGCUGAUGAAUUAGAUAUAGCCAUUGCAUCUGCAACAUAUGAUGAUAUGCUGGAAAUGGUUAAGAAAGAGACACACCUUAGAAGCCAAUUAGACGAUUGGGGUAUCAUACAAACUGAACAAAUGGUAUUUGAAGCAUUAGCCGAUGAUGAAAGACAAUGUUAUUAUUGUCGAACUACAUGUUACUUGUCAUCUCUUUCGUGUCAAUGUAAAUCAGAUAAAUUUGUUUGUCUAAUUCAUAAGGACAAGUUGUGUAAAAAGUGCACACCAUCUCAACAUAUCCUUAAAUAUCGUCAUGGUUUAGAAGAAUUUCCAGAAAUGAUGAAAAAAUUGAAGGAGCGAAUUAACAUCUACGACGAAUGGAUAAUGAAAGUGCAAAAAGUUCUAAAUGGAGAUACAGAGGAAGUAGUCCACCUCGCGGAAGUCCAAAAUUUAUCCGAAGAAGCAAAGAUCCAAUUUUUUCCAACAAACACCAAUGUUUAUGAACAAUUGUCCUCCUUAAUCGAAGAUAUGAAAGAACAAUCAAAAGUGCAAAGAAGAAUGUUAGAACAAGCAAAGAAGAGAGAAAAUCUAUCAAUUUUAAAGAGACUCAAGGUUGAACUUUUAGGUAGAAACUCAUCGAUAACCAAUUACACCAAUGACAUGAGCUUAGAAGGGGAUGAAAUGAACAGCAUGAUGAAAACCAAAAAGCUCAAGAAAGCAGUGUAAAUGAAAAUCUAAAAAAUCGAACCAUCAAUUCGAGCCGUUUUAAUGUCAAGUAAAAAAAAAUAAUGAUCAACUUUGAAAACAAAAAGAAACAACAACAAUAACAAUCAAUUACCAGCUUUGGAUAAAUCCAUUCUCACCUACGCUAUGAAUCAGAAUCUUGAAUUAACUACAAAAUCAUACAAAAUAUUUACAAGUACACAAACAACCCUCAUAUACAAUGCUUAUAAAUAAUAUACAUAAAUAUAUAUAAUAUAAAUAUACACUCCACUUUACACCCAAAAUCACCCUGCAGAAUAAUAUUCUCCCUCCUUCUCUCUCUCACACUCUCUUCUUCCUUAGCUUUUUUUUCUCUGUCUUUUUUUCUUCCUCUUCCCUAUACCCUAAAGUUAUAUAUUAUAUAAAGUAUAAAACCAACAGAAAAUGUAUUAUUAUUAUAUUUGAAUAUGAAUUAAUUUGAUCGAUAAACUUGCUUGAAAUCGAUCAAAUGAGAGCUGAAUAGAUCACCGAUCAAAUUAGCCAAUUCAUCUUAUCCUCCUUUUUUUGUGCAACAUCCAAUUUACUAGCCAGAGUUGAGAAGUAGUUUUCAUCUACUUUCUUUCCUCCUCAUCAUCUUUUUUUCUCUCUUUCUCUCUCUCUCUCUCAUCGUCAUCAUCUUCAUCAAUAUCUCUCUUCUUCCCUUUGUCCCGUUUUCAUCUCUACUACAACUUAUAUAUUCUCCUUCUAACACUUCUCUCUCUCUCUCUCUCUCUCUCUCUCUCUCUCUCUCUUUCUCUUUCAUCGCAUUUUAACAACAACAAAAUACCUUCAGCGAUGACUUUGUCUUCGCUCUCGAAUCCAAAUCAUCAACAAUUAGCUUUUUUUCAACAAUCACCUUCAUCAUUUCAACUACAAAACAAUAUUUUCUAUCCUCUGUAUUCCAUCUCGAAAUUGUCAUCAUGAAAACAAAAUCUCUCUUUUCUCUGUAAAUUCAAUCUUUGGUGUUCGAAACAUUAAAUAUUGUAACUGUAUUAAGGUUCAUUCAUAAAUUGUGUGACCCUGUUCUAGAUGCGAUUAACCAAUAAUAUAUAAAAAUCUAAUUUACAAAACCACAAUUAGAUUUACAUGAAAUGUUUAA